Molecule: messenger RNA, 2390 nt
Organism: Trichomycterus rosablanca
Lineage: Eukaryota; Metazoa; Chordata; Actinopteri; Siluriformes; Trichomycteridae
Gene: gpr37l1a
Product: G protein-coupled receptor 37 like 1a
Exons: 3
Coding region: 7-1419 (470 amino acids)
Biological process (GO): positive regulation of MAPK cascade; adenylate cyclase-inhibiting G protein-coupled receptor signaling pathway
Cellular component (GO): signaling receptor complex; plasma membrane
Molecular function (GO): G protein-coupled peptide receptor activity
Source: RefSeq, a predicted model, not a curated record
AUUAAAAUGAUGAGUUUUGUGUUAGUAGCGGUGCUGUGUGUGGGAGCGCUGGAGUCUCAAACACUUCAGUUGAGCAGAACGGAGGUACCCGAUGCCCUCUCGCUCUCGCCCGCCAAGUUAACACACAGCGUUGGUGAAACGCCUGUAGCCGGUGAUUCGCGGCGGAGGGUGGCACGCGGCUCUAAAGACGCUAAACCGAAACAGAGAGUGGAGCAGCACCAGGAACGACACCCGCGACCCUUCGACCCGGAGGGUUAUUUCACCACGCCCAGGGUGUUUAACGGGUCACUGCUGUUGCACAACCCGCUGUACCCGGUGACGGGGGAGUCGUACGGUGCGUACGCGGUGAUGCUGCUGGCGCUGAUCGUGUUUGCCGUAGGCGCGGUGGCUAACCUGGCCGUCUCCUGCUCUGUGUGGCACAACCACUUCCUGCAGAACACGAGGAACUGCGUCCUGGCCAGCCUGGCGCUCUGGGACCUGGCGGUGAUUUUCUUCUGCCUGCCGGUGGUCGCCUUCCACGAGCUGACCAAGAGACGCCUACUGGGAGACGCGUCCUGCCGCCUCGUCCCCUUCAUCGAGGUCAUGUCUCUGGGCGUGAACACCUUCAGUCUGUGUGCUCUGAGCGUCCAUCGUUUCCAGACCUUGACCAGCUCCUCGUCCUCCAGGGUUCCCGAGUCCUUCGGCUCCAUCCUGUCCAAGCUGUCGGUGAUCUGGUUGGGUUCGCUGCUCCUCUCGGUUCCUGAGCUCACGAUCUGGCAUCUGGAGACGGAGGUGUCCCGCUCCUCUCGCCUCCCCGUGGACCGGUGCGUGCACCUCCCCCCAGCCGCGCCCUACCGCUCCGAGUGGCUGUUCUCCCUGGUGGUGACGUACCAUCAGUCCCGCAUGUGGUGGAUCUUCGGCUGUUUCUUCUGCCUCCCUCUGCUCUUCUCCUUCUCCUGUCAGCUCCUCACCAGCCAGAUGUCAGAGAGCCACGCCCAUUCCUCCUCUGCAUGUUCCUCCUCGCCGUCCUCCUCCUCGUCUCAGAAGCUGGUCAUGAUGAUGACCAUCGUUUAUGGGAUCUUCUGCCUGCCCGAGCAUGCCUGGAACAUCGGCCUCACCUACGCCGGGGUCCAGGUGGACGGGGCCACGCUGACCACGCUGGCUCUGGUGGGUCAGUUCCUGCUGUUCGGCAGGGCGUCGGCCACGCCCGUUCUGAUUUUGAGCUUGUGUCAUACGCUGGGCCAGAGCUUCAUGGACUGUUGCUGCUGCUGCUGUGAGGAGUGUCUCCCUAAAAGACCUUCAUCACCGGCGUCCUCGUCAUCUUCAUCAUCCUCAGCAUCAUCAUCCUCGGUUUCUGAGAGGAAGAAGAAGCUGCGAGCUGAACUGGAUCAGAAGCUGAAGGAGAACUCAGCAGAGCUGGCUAUAGGAACACCAUGCUGAGAACCUCACACGUCUGAGAUCAUCACAGAACAGACUCCAGAUAAAUAAACUGUGUGAUCAAAAGUAUGUGGACAUCUCGACCAUGAGAAUCUUACUGAACAUCUUCUACCAUUCCACCAGCAACAUUAUGGAACCAUGGCUCUAUCAUUUAUUAUUAAGUCUGUCUGUGAGAAUUUGUGCCCAUUCUUCACAUUAAACUAUUUUUAGAUCUCAAACUUAUUUUAUACACCUGUUAGCAGUGGGCGUGACUUAAGCACUUUCAAUAACUAUAAUAACACAAUAAGUAGACAGGGUGUCCACAUACUUUUGACCAUAUAUCUUAGAUAAUAGAAGUACUGAAUGAAAUCCAGACAGCAGGUCUGAAACUCCUCCAGUUCUGUAAAUAAUCUGAGCGGCUCCACUGGGGGUCUCGUCACUAAAUCACUAAAGUCUGAUUACUGUGAUGGACAGAUGAUCUCACCACAUGAUCUAAUCUGAUCUGAUCUGGUUUUGUGGAAGCCGUUUUGGUCCGUGGUGAACCGUAGAAAUGUGAGAGCAAGGCAUGCUGGGUACGAGCCCUGGAAGGUCUGAGCCGUCACCUUUUGCGCCACUUUUAUUCCCCUCGAUGCUGUAGAUCCGCUCAUCAGGUUCGGUACAACAUAACGGCGUCCACACCUCAUGUAGAGCGCUGGUUUUUAAAUAUUCACGCUGGACAUACAGAUGCGUAGAUUAGCUAGCAUGCUAACGAUGUAUACAAGUGAAGCUUGUGUGACUGUGGACAGCAGCAGCCAUGUUUCAGUGGAUUCUGACUCCUGUUCUAUGCACAUGUGUGUUAACUUUGUCGGGCCCCUGAUCAAGGCCCCUGAACCCUGUGGAUGUAGUGAGGGUGUGUGUGAAGUUUGAAGGUGUAACAUGUAGUGGCGCUAUAGAGCCUCAGUAAAACUUGAAGCGUUACUUUGAUCUUGUUGUAUUUGAAUAAAAGAUGAAAGAGC